Mytilinidion resinicola is the source of this 1903-nucleotide messenger RNA. RefSeq names its product putative rRNA pseudouridine synthase. Bases 53 to 1525 code for a protein of 490 amino acids. The record is from RefSeq and is a predicted model, not a curated record. Gene Ontology annotation, cellular component: box H/ACA snoRNP complex. The transcript has 5 exons. Gene Ontology annotation, biological process: mRNA pseudouridine synthesis; rRNA pseudouridine synthesis; box H/ACA sno(s)RNA 3'-end processing. Gene Ontology annotation, molecular function: RNA binding; pseudouridine synthase activity. Lineage: Eukaryota; Fungi; Ascomycota; Dothideomycetes; Mytilinidiales; Mytilinidiaceae.
CGUCAAAGCACCCAUCCCCGAAUUGUCGCGCAACUUCCCUUCGACAGCAAAAAUGGCGUUGCAGAAGGUUGCCACGGAUGUCGACUAUACCAUCAAACCUGAGGCUUCGGCUCCCGCGCUUGACACCAGCGACUGGCCGCUCCUCUUGAAGAACUGGAGUGAUCUGCUUGUUAGAACUGCCCACUACACACCCAUUCCUAUGGGAUGUGCUCCACACAAACGCGACUUGAAGUCCUACAUUAGCUCUGGAGUUAUCAACCUCGACAAGCCCUCGAACCCAUCCAGUCACGAAGUCGUCGCCUGGGUGAAGCGGAUGCUCAGAGUUGAGAAGACUGGCCACAGCGGAACCCUCGAUCCCAAAGUCACCGGAUGUCUCAUCGUCUGCAUCGAUCGUGCCACGCGUCUCGUCAAGUCUCAACAGGGUGCUGGAAAGGAAUACGUUUGCGUCAUCCGUCUCCAUGACGAACUACCCGGUGGAGAGGCGCAGUUUGCGCGAGCUCUGGAGACCCUCACUGGAGCUCUCUUCCAGCGACCACCUCUUAUCUCGGCUGUGAAGCGACAGCUCCGAAUCCGAACUAUCCACGAGAGCAAGCUCUACGAGUUCGACAACGACAGACAUCUCGCUGUCUUCUGGGUCAGCUGUGAAGCUGGCACCUACAUUCGAACUCUCUGCGUUCAUCUCGGUCUGCUACUCGGAGUGGGCGCUCACAUGCAGGAGCUGAGGCGAGUGCGAAGUGGAGCUAUGGAUGAAGAGAAGGGCCUGGUCACGCUGCACGAUGUUCUCGACGCACAGUACUGCUACGACAACAACCGCGACGAGUCGUACCUUCGAAGGGUCAUUUCACCAUUGGAAACCCUUCUGACUACCUACAAGCGAAUCGUUGUCAAGGACAGCUCCGUGAACGCUAUCUGCUACGGUGCCAAGCUCAUGAUUCCUGGACUUCUCCGAUACGAGGCCGGUAUUGAUGCCCAUGAGGAGGUUGUUCUUAUGACUACCAAGGGCGAGGCUAUCGCCUUGGGUAUUGCACAGAUGUCUACCGUGGAGAUGUCGUCUUGUGACCAUGGUAUUGUUGCCAAAGUCAAGAGAUGCAUCAUGGAGCGCGAUCUAUACCCGAAGCGAUGGGGCAUGGGCCCAGUUGCGUUGGAAAAGAAGAAGAUGAAGGCUGAUGGUACCCUCGACAAAUAUGGACGAGCAAAUGAAGCCACCCCUGCCAAAUGGAACAAAGAAUACAAGGACUUCGGUGCCCCUGCUCCCCCAGCAGCAUCAACCCCAUUAGCUGAGACCACUGACAAGAUGGAUGUCUUGGCUGCUCCUCCAGUUGAGCCUACUGGCGAGAUUGAGACUUCUGCCGGUGCCGAGGACGGCGAAAAGAAGAAGCGGAAGCGCAAGGAAGAGGACGGUGACGAGGAGUCGAAAGCUGAGCGGAAACGCAAGAAGAAGGAAAAGAAGGAGAAGAAGGAGAAAAAGGAGAAGAAAGAGAAGAAGGUCAAAAAGGAGAAGGUCGAGGACUCCGAGAGUGAUUAGUUCACGAGCAGUGCUGUGAGAGGUAUGGCUUGUGAAAAGCUUGGUUUCAUGUCGAGGGUCAGUUCUUCAGGGGAUUUUCAGCUGAGGGAUGACGGGAGGAUGCAUGUCUGGAUAGGCUUCCUGUGGGAUCAGCUCUGUCAUUGUACCAUAUCAGUACAGGCAUGGGCCUGGCGUUUGCGGACAGCAAGGAGUCCGGCGUGUGCCUAUGGGUUUCAAACGGAGAAAAGCGUGGACUAUUUGGAUGUACGACAGACGAGAGCAAUGGCCAGCCCGCAAGCCUUUGAACUAGUCAAAAAACGUACGAAUCCAACACAAACAAAUUCCUCAUCGAACUAUCAUGCUUUCCUACAUACGUGCUCUUGAAUACCGACAACAUAU